GAGGCCCAAAGAAGACAGGACUCCCUCCAGGGGUCAAACCCAGAGCUAGCCCCACCCCACUCCCCAUCGCCUGUGAUCUAGCCCUGUGCUCUUUCUCAGCCUCUCCAGGCAGGACAAAGGGAACCUAAAAGGAAGCUUUGGCAGGGCCCACCCUGCAGGGUGUGCUAUGAGAGAGAUGCUCAGGCCAGAGGACAAAACCAUCUGAGAAGGAUGGGUGUGGAAGGAAAAACCAUCACUCGUUCACCCAUCGUUCAUUCCUGAUGUACUUACUAAUGUCUACUGUAAGAUAAGUACUGUUCAACUGCUGGCACUUCCUCUGUCCCUUUGACUCCCGGUUUCUUUCCUUGAUCGUCUGUGUCACUAUCAUCAAGACAGAGUGGGCUUUUCUCCUCCUUGGUUCUGGUGAUUUGACUUCUCCCUGUGGGGAGUCCCAGUGGACGCCCCUGAGCAACAGCCCUGAGCAGGUAGAGCUGUGCACUGGCUCCCGAAAAGCUCUGUCUGAGCCUCCAUCUCCUGCCCUGGCCUCGGGCCGCAGGUCAGCCUGGAGCAGCCAGUGCCAGCCUCCGGGGACCAGCAGGGCAGGCAGCUGUGCAUCCUGCGUCAUGAAUAAUGAAUCCCCAGUGCUGCCAGUGCCUCUGGCUGGCAACCUCAUUGCCUCGGUGGGAGCUUCGGCCACCUGGUGUGCAGAGCCAGGAGCCAGCCGAGAGACUCAUGGAAACCCUGACAAGCAGCUGAGCCCAGAACCAUCACCCUCCAGCCACUGCCCCAGGAAGGAGGUCACAGUGGACCUGCUCAGCACCAGGCCACCACCCCUGGGCUCAGCAAACAGCAGCAAGGACACAGAGGGGAACUCCCUCCUCCUGUUAAAAGAAAGCAGACGCACUCCUCAGGCUCAUCGGCUGGGGAGCCCCUCACGGUCCAGCCCCACUGAGCACUCUCGGACACUGUUGGGAACAGGUAGAGCCAGAGCAGCACGGGACAGGCAGAUGUGAGAGGGCAGCAAAAAUGGCCCCACCCCCGCUGGACCUUCGACUCCCGCCUUGAUCUUUGACUCCUCUCGGGUAAGGUCUUUUCUAGUGCUGUCUGGAAAUUUGAUGCCCUGUGCUCGGUCACUGCACAUCUCCUCUGUUGCCUUCUGAAAUCCUCGCUCCUGAAAGAACGCCCAUCCGCUUCUUCACGUUCUGGGAUAAAGUCUUGUCCCAGGCAGAGAUGGGCUCCUGAAGGUCGGAUGACUUCUGAGCCUGGCCAGAGGAGACAGGUAGCCAGAAGCUCAGCCCAGCCUCAACAUGCAGGUGUCAUUCGUGUGCUCCGAGCACAGCCUCAAGGGCCGAGGCCCUGAAGAGCGGCUGGGUCGGCCGUCAGCCAGCAGCCCCAGCCCAGGCACCCGCAGCCGCUUCCGUGCUGUGGCCAUGGUGGCCCGGAGCUUGGGACAGCUGUCGGUGCAGAGCAUUCCAAGCACUGGAGAUGCCAGCGUGAAGCAGCCAGGGAUGAAUUAUAGGAAUCUGGGCAAGUCUGGCCUGCGGGUCUCCUGCCUGGGGCUCGGAACAUGGGUGACCUUUGGAGGCCAGAUCACUGAUGAGAUGGCAGAGCAGCUAAUGACCUUGGCCUACGACAAUGGCAUCAACCUCUUUGACACUGCAGAGGUCUACGCAGCUGGCAAAGCUGAAGUGGUGUUGGGAAGUAUCAUUAAGAAGAGAGGCUGGAGGCGAUCCAGUCUUGUCAUCACCACCAAGAUCUUCUGGGGUGGAAAAGCAGAGACUGAGAGAGGCCUCUCCAGGAAGCACAUAAUAGAAGGUCUGAAGGCUUCCCUGGAGCGGCUGCAGUUGGAAUAUGUGGAUGUGGUGUUUGCUAACCGCCCGGACCCCAACACGCCCAUGGAAGAGACCGUGCGGGCCAUGACCCAUGUCAUCAACCAGGGGAUGGCCAUGUACUGGGGCACGUCGCGCUGGAGCUCCAUGGAGAUCAUGGAGGCCUACUCAGUGGCCCGGCAAUUCAACCUGAUCCCGCCCAUCUGCGAGCAGGCCGAGUACCACAUGUUCCAGCGCGAGAAGGUGGAGGUGCAGCUGCCUGAGCUGUUCCACAAGAUAGGUGUGGGCGCCAUGACCUGGUCCCCUCUGGCCUGCGGCAUCGUCUCGGGAAAGUAUGACAGUGGUAUCCCGCCCUACUCCAGAGCCUCCCUGAAGGGAUACCAGUGGCUGAAAGACAAGAUCCUGAGUGAGGAGGGACGGCGCCAGCAGGCCAAGUUGAAGGAACUGCAGGCCAUUGCCGAGCGCCUAGGCUGCACCCUCCCACAGCUGGCCAUAGCCUGGUGCCUGAGGAACGAGGGGGUCAGCUCCGUGCUCCUGGGUGCUUCCAAUGCAGAGCAGCUCAUGGAGAACAUUGGGGCAAUACAGGUCCUUCCAAAACUGUCAUCUUCCAUUGUCCACGAGAUAGAUAGCAUUCUGGGCAAUAAACCCUACAGCAAAAAGGACUACAGAUCCUAAAUUGCUCCCCCACUACCCGCUUGGACAGUUUCCGGUUCCCUCCUCGUCUCUGUUUGCUCGCUUAUGCUGUUACGAAACCAAGUGCAGAGUGUGGUUUGCAUCCAAGGGAAAACACCACACCCAGACAUCGUUGGGAAAUGAUCUCCGAAGUCACCGCCAGAUGCCACCCGCUGCUCCUCUGGACAAUGUCGGAUUUGUGCCGGCUCAUCCUCCAAGCAGAAACCGAGUUUUCUCCCAGCUACAGUGAAGAUUCCCCAAGACAAGGCUAGGUGGAGACCUGGCCAGGUCCUCUGGGCAGGCAGGGCUGGCCUCUCUGCUGAGAACCCUCACCUGGGAAGAGGAGUCUAGUGCUUCCUGGGGUCCCCUCUACCAGGGCCCUGGUGGUUGGGGUGGGAGCGACCCUCUUUCCAAGGUACUUUCUGUGCUGCCCAACUCCGAUCCCCCUCAUCGCCCUUCUCAACUCCAACCUGCCCCCCACCCCACCCCCAUGCCCACUAGACCUCGAUAGGGACCACCCCUACCCUUGCUGGCAGGGGCAGGGAUCCCAGGGGUAUUGACUCUGUGGUUUGGGAUUCACAAAAAUUGUGUGUGAGGGUCUGAUUUCUAGCUAAUUGCCCCAUCUCUUCAACCCUGUACACAAUCGGUGAGUCACAUGCCAGAGAGGCCUAGAGCACUUGGGAGGGAAUCAGUGCAGCAGGCUCCUCUGUCCUUGCCCCAGAAGGCCCUGUGGUUGAGCAAUGCAGGCCAGACUGUGGCUGCUGUCCACAAGGUAUGCAGAUGGCUGCAGGCUGGGCCCACGUGCACAAGGCAGUGUUCCUCUAGGCCUCUACCACCUCCAUCCUGUGCUGGGGUGGUAGACCUGGGUUCCACACAGAGAACACACUUACACCCUUUCAGUGAGGGAGAGUCCCUCGGCCUUCUCUGCUGCAGGGGCCGGAGGGCAGCGCUGCAGCAGCAGCACUCCAGCAGCAGCAGCACUCCAGCAGCAGCACUCAUGUUGUAGGAGAACAUCCCAGGACCCACUCCCUGGAGAUACGACGAGAACUGGCUGUUCCCCUCCAUGCACCCCCAACCCUGUCUAGGACAGGUUGGGGAGAAGAGGAAAGGGAGGGACAGCAGGAAGGCAGAGCACCAGCCCCUUAGCAGUAGGGGUUGGCUGGCGCACGGUGACGCCAGGAAGCCCGCAAAUUUAGGGAGACAGGCUGCCUGGAGAUUCAGUCCUGUGGUGCCAAGGUCCUAGCAGUACCCAGCCUUUGCGGGCUAUGUGGAGACAGGGUUCUACAGAUCCCAACAUGUGCCAGCUGGCUCCAUAAGAGACCUGAACCUUCUGCCCACAGCGCACGCCAUCCCGAUGCAGGCACAUCUGUUCCUGCUUUGCCUUUCAGAGCCACUAUUCCGAGGAGAAGACUCCUCCCUGCCUCUCUCCAAGGGCCUGUUGUGGGCGGAGGCCUGGGAAACUCACUGUAAGAAAGCCACAAAGACCGAGGGGGAGGAGGGCAGCAAGGGGGGGGCACUUGGCUUCCUCCAUUCCCCACUGCUCUCCUGCUGAUUCUGGGGCCUAGAACCUUUGCCCCACUGUAGCACAAGCCUGAGGGCCUUCUUCACCAAGGCCUGCUAUAAGCCUCACCAGAAACAGCCCUGUGGGUGUGUUGAGGGGCCACUGCCCACCCCACUCCCAGCCCCGCUGAGGUUGGGGGCUGAGGCCACUCCCCUCUGUGCCAGGAUUGGAGGUGCCUGCUGCCAGGCCAGAGCCCUACAGCGAGCCAGUGGUAGUGAAGGUUGGACCGCCCACCUCUUGUUGGCAGGGAGUGUCCAGCCCUGUGCACACAGCUGCCCCCAGAGGUGGACAGGGUGUGCGUGGCUGUCCAGUGUGGGCUAUUGCUUUCUAGAAAAGCCAAGCCCCUGCAAGGACCCCAGGUGAGCUUAGCAGAGACCACAUGUGGCAUCCCAGACCCAGGCAUCCUCCAUCGGGCCUGGCACUUCAGCAACCUGGUUUCUUCCAUGUCCACUUGCAGGAAGGGUGGAGCUCUGCUUCUGGGGGCAGGUCCUCCACGCAGGAAGGGAUUGCAGUGAGGGAGGGGCUUUAGGUGGGACCACCGAAGGAAGAUGACUAUGAACAGACAGAGCCUACCAAGGGAAAACUGGCCACUGGCCCUUGAGGGCACAGCCACAGGUCUGGGGCCAGCUGCUCUCUCCCUGGUCCCCAGGUCUCACCUCCAUGAUCCCCAGCCAGCUCUGGCCGCCUUCCAGCCUCCCUCACCCCAUUCUCCAUGAAGCACAGGCCCUGACUUGGGUCUCGCCAGUAGUGACUGACCUGGGAUGAGGGUUCCUUGCUGAAACACAGAGCCCCACUAUCUCUCAUCCCAGCCUAUGGUCGGAUCCAAGGUCUUCAGAAGCAGCAGGGGCAACUCCCGCCCUGCUCUUGUCCAGUCAUGUACGUAACGUGCUCUCUCCCCCUUUUUUAAUGACCAUCAGCUAACUGCACCCCCACCAGGCAGAGACCACCGUGCGCCUCAAGCUUCCCAGCAAGACUCAGACGAGGCCUGGCCAUGUAUUUAUGGAAUGACAAAUAAAACCCAAGCCCGUCAGUCACGGUGCCUUUGGUUCUUUCUUUUCCAGGGUCAGGGCUGAGCCAAGAGCAGCUCCAGAGGGGAGGACAAGACCACCAACUGUAAGGACCCCACUGGGGCCUCCCCAAAAUCUGUGCCUGUAG
Molecule: messenger RNA, 5196 nt
Organism: Castor canadensis (American beaver)
Lineage: Eukaryota; Metazoa; Chordata; Mammalia; Rodentia; Castoridae
Gene: Kcnab2
Product: potassium voltage-gated channel subfamily A regulatory beta subunit 2
Biological process (GO): transmembrane transport; regulation of potassium ion transmembrane transport; potassium ion transport
Cellular component (GO): voltage-gated potassium channel complex; cytoplasm; membrane
Molecular function (GO): potassium channel regulator activity; transmembrane transporter binding; voltage-gated potassium channel activity
Source: RefSeq, a predicted model, not a curated record